This is a messenger RNA of Lucilia cuprina (Australian sheep blowfly), 1726 nucleotides long. RefSeq names its product glycerol-3-phosphate dehydrogenase [NAD(+)], cytoplasmic (gene Gpdh1). Bases 155 to 1216 code for a protein of 353 amino acids. Gene Ontology annotation, biological process: carbohydrate metabolic process; glycerol-3-phosphate catabolic process. The transcript is spliced from 6 exons. The record is from RefSeq and is a predicted model, not a curated record. Gene Ontology annotation, cellular component: cytosol; glycerol-3-phosphate dehydrogenase (FAD) complex. NCBI's taxonomy places the organism in Eukaryota, Metazoa, Arthropoda, Insecta, Diptera, Calliphoridae. Gene Ontology annotation, molecular function: glycerol-3-phosphate dehydrogenase [NAD(P)+] activity; protein homodimerization activity; NAD binding.
GUGUUCAACGUGUUAUUUUUUAAACUCUAGACAUUGAAAAAAAAAUACAAAACGCAUUAGUGCAAAAACGUAAAAAAUUGCAUUCAUAAAAAAAGAAACUUAGAAACUUUACUGUAAUAAUAAUUAAAUAAAACAACAAAAACCUUAACUAAAAAUGGCUCAAAAGACAAGUGUAUGCAUUGUGGGUUCCGGCAACUGGGGUUCUGCUAUAGCCAAAAUUGUGGGUGCCAAUUGUGCUAACUUGCCCGAAUUCGAGGAGCGUGUCACCAUGUAUGUGUAUGAAGAAAUGAUCGAUGGCAAGAAAUUGACAGAAAUCAUUAAUACCACCCAUGAGAAUGUUAAAUAUUUACCCGGACACAAGUUGCCACCAAAUGUGGUUGCUGUACCCGAUUUGGUAGAGGCUGCCAAAGAUGCUGAUGUCUUAAUUUUCGUUGUACCCCAUCAAUUCAUUCCCAAUUUCUGUAAACAACUUUUGGGUAAAAUUAAGCCCAAUGCUGUAGCAAUUUCCCUAAUCAAGGGCUUCGAUAAGGCCGAAGGUGGUGGCAUUGACUUGAUCUCACACAUUAUUACCCGUCAUCUUAAAAUUCCCUGCUCUGUACUUAUGGGUGCCAAUUUGGCCAAUGAAGUCGCUGAGGGACAAUUUUGUGAAACCACAAUCGGUUGUCGCGAUGCUAAAUAUGCCAAAACCUUACGUGAUCUCUUCCAAGCCAAUCACUUCCGUGUGGUAGUGGUUGAGGACUCAGAUGCUGUAGAAAUCUGUGGUGCUUUAAAGAAUGUGGUAGCCAUGGGUGCUGGUUUCGUUGAUGGCUUGGGUUUGGGUGACAACACCAAGGCCGCUGUUAUUCGUUUGGGUUUAAUGGAAAUGAUUCGCUUUGUGGAAAUCAUGUAUCCCGGCAGCAAAUUGUCAACAUUCUUUGAAAGCUGUGGUGUAGCUGAUUUAAUUACCACCUGUUAUGGUGGUCGCAACCGUAAAGUGGGUGAAGCUUUCGUUAAAUCUGGCAAAACCAUUCAACAAUUGGAAACUGAAAUGUUGAAUGGACAAAAAUUACAGGGUCCUCUUACUGCCGAAGAAGUUAGCUACAUGUUGAAAAACAAAAACUUGGAAGAAAAGUUCCCCUUAUUUACCGCCGUUAAUAAAAUCUGCACUGGUGCCCUUAAGCCUCAAGACUUAAUUGAAUGCAUACGCAUUCAUCCCGAGCAUAUGCAAAAAUUAUAAAUUAUUUGUAAAAAAAUCUGCCUAAAAUUAUUUAAAAAAAAAUACUUAUUCAAACAAACCAAACAACAUCCUCCUAACCUUGAUAAGCUUAUAACUUAAACGCAUAAACUGUGAUUUGUUUUUUUUUAAUAUAACAUCACUAUCUAGAAGAAAAAAACAACAACAGCACAAUUUAAUUUCUUAGAUUGCCUUGGAAAAAAAUUACAACAAACUAAAUAACAAAAAUAUAUUGGUGCUUAAAUAUUAAUAUAAAAAAAACUUUACUUUUAAACACCCUUAAGAUUUAAAGGCAUAUCUUCUUAAACUCCCUCUCAAAAAUAAAACAAACGAAAACUAUCAAACUUGAUCUUUUAACUAAAAUUUUAUUUUAAAGAAAAAAACCAACAAAACAAUUGUAUUUUUAAAACUAUAUUUAAGUUGUAAGUAAAACAACACUUUUACAACUAAAUAUUUUUGUUACAAGAAAAAAACAAGAACGAAUAAGUACCUUAAACUAAAACAUAAAUUAAA